Messenger RNA from Amyelois transitella, 2152 nucleotides. RefSeq lists its product as uncharacterized. The record is from RefSeq and is a predicted model, not a curated record. Gene Ontology annotation, molecular function: kinase activity; pseudouridylate synthase activity. Lineage: Eukaryota; Metazoa; Arthropoda; Insecta; Lepidoptera; Pyralidae. Bases 155 to 2152 code for a protein of 665 amino acids. The transcript is spliced from 11 exons.
AAGAGAACCGGUGAUACCGUUACAUAUAAAAAAUCUGCAGUCUCCGUCUCCAGAAUGGGACAUUUGAAUAAUCCCGGCGUUCGCUCAGUCUGACCGACGCGCGCCGUACCACGUGCUUACAACAUUCACUGUUUCCAGAUUAUAAGGAUCCAAAAUGACUGCCCUGCUACGCACCCUCUGGAAGAUUUCCAAUUUGUCAAUUUCCACUCGCGCCAGAACUUUCACCUCGCAUUCUUUCGUAUUCUCAGAAGAGGUACUGCGAGCUAAAUCAGAAGACAAACCUAUAGUUGCCCUUGAGUCCACCAUUAUAACACAUGGGAUGCCAUACCCGAAGAACUUGGAAACUGCUUUACAAGUGGAGGAAAUUAUAAGAGAAAGAGGUGCAACACCAGCCACCAUAGCAAUUCUCAAUGGGCAGCUCUCAAUAGGGUUGUCCAAAGAGCAGCUGACAUACCUCGCCCAAGCUAAAGGCGUGGUGAAAGCCUCGCGCCGGGACUUGGCGGCGGUGGCAGCAACCGGCCAGGACGGUGCAACGACAGUAGCCGGCACCAUCAUAGCCGCCGACCUGGCUGGCAUACCCGUGUUUGUCACCGGCGGCAUCGGUGGUGUUCAUCGCGAGGGGGAAACCACCUUGGACGUGUCGGCCGACCUGAAUGAGCUGGGUCGCAGUAACAUCCUCGUCGUGAGCAGUGGCGUCAAGUCCAUCCUUGAUAUUGGCCGAACGCUGGAAUAUCUGGAAACCCAAGGCGUAUGUGUCUGUACGUUCGGCGAAUCAGACGAGUUUCCAGCGUUCUAUACGCGCCGCUCUGGGCACCGCGCGCCGUACGCCCUAGCCGACGCCCGCAGCGCCGCUCGCCUGUUGAAAUCAUCACGAGAUUACAGGCUGGCUUCAGGCAUCGUCGUAGCUGUUCCUAUUCCAGAAGAACAUGCUCUAGACGAAAACAUCAUUAAUAAAGCUAUAGAACUGGCUUUAGACGAUGCUAGGAAGAAAGGUAUUCAAGGCAAAGAAAUCACGCCGUUCAUAUUGUCUGCCGUCUCUCACGCCACCGGCGGCUCUUCGCUUGCAGCCAACAUCGCCCUCAUAAAGAACAACGCGAAAGUCGGUGCCGACAUAGCCGUCGAAUUUAAAAAGCUGAACAAUGUAGACAAUUUUAAUAUUGAAUUCCUGAAACAAGCGGCGCCGCCGAGAGACGGGGACGUGCUUGUCGUUGGUGGGGCGAAUGUUGAUAAAACUUAUAGAAUCACUGAAGACAAUAUAAAGCUGGAUGGCAGUACCCAUCCUUGUUUAACAGAGCAGUGCUCAGGGGGCGUGGGGCGUAACAUUGCUGAAGUUCUGUGGAAGCUGCGCAACGGCAACGUGCGACUGCUGACGGCCAUCGGAGAUGACUCUGAAGGAAAAUACCUCAUGGAAGACGUUCCAGGAAUGAUACUUGAUGGGUGCAUCAUAAAAGGUGGGCGAACGCCUACGUACGCCGCCGUGCUAGAUAAGGCUGGAGAAUGUCGCCUAGGCUUGGGAGAUAUGGCGUUAUAUGAUCACAUUACUGAAGAUCUGGUGGACAGAUACAUAGAAGUAUUUAAACAAGCUCCAAUGGUAGUAAUGGACGGUAAUGUACCGCAGACAACCAUGAAAUAUAUCAUUCAGAUGUGCAGCCACCUUAAAAAGCCAGUUUUCUUCGAGCCCACGGACACAAGAAAAGCUGUGAAGCCACUUCAGUAUGAUUACCUCUCAUAUGCAUCUCCAAAUCUCAAUGAACUUAGAGCCAUGGUACAUUUUAUAAAACCAGACAUUAAUAUAGAUAUUCCUGACGACCUGAGUACAAUUGUUAAGUUAGCCAAAUUUAUACCUUCAGUCCGUAAUCUCAUUGUAACAUUAGGUUCUUAUGGUGUAAUAGUUGUCAAAAAUAAUUCAAAUGAGGCAUAUUAUUAUCCUGCUGAACAAAUGAAUGAAGUGGUAAGUGUAUCUGGUGCUGGUGACUGUUUUGCCGGUGGAUUAAUUCAUGGCAUUCUAUCUGGAAUGGAUGAACCUUUAUGUAUAGCAAUGGGAUUCAAAGCUGCACGUGCAGCAUUAUUCUCAAAAAAAACUGUGCCAUAUAAUCUAAGGAUAGAUAAAAAUAUAGGCCCAGCUAAGUUUUCCCAUAUUCCAAUUGAAUGA